UGGCAAUAUUAUAUCGAUAGCACGUGUCGCUGUGCUCAUACAUUACCGCAGUUUAAAGAUCCGCAUUUUUUUAUGUUUUUAUUAAAUUAUUGUGAUCAAUACAAGAAAUAAUUCAAUCAACAAAAUGAAACCGAUCGAUGAUAGUGUUGAACAAAUGGAGAAUCUCCGUGUUAAUUUACUGACGCAGGAGAUAAAAUUUGCCAAAAUGUUGGCAGGCAAUACGUUCGAUGGUGCUCUCAAGGAAAAACACAUUGAUAAAUUGGCCAUUUGGCUGAAAAACCGAGCAGCCUGUACAGAAGCGUUUACCGAUAAAGACUGUAUGCGAAUUUGGAAGGGAUUGUUUUACAGCAUGUGGAUGUCGGACAAACCAAUACCACAAGAAAAUUUGGCAAACAAAAUCUCCGCAUUACUACAUACCUUCGAUCGAUUUGAAGUAAGCCUUCAGUUCUUUGCCGCGUUUUUAAGAACCAUGGCAAAUGAAUGGAAUGGCAUCGAUCAAUGGCGUAUCGAUAAGUUCUUGAUGUUGGUACGUAAAGUAACGCGUGAAUUAUUGCGCAGCGUACAAAAUAAUAAAUGGAACGAUGAAUCGAUCGAAAAAUUGAAUGAAACUCUUAAGAAAACGGUGCUCGGUUCAGAAUUUCAUGUGCCAAGAGGUUUAUUCAUGCAUUUAACUGAACUUUACUUCGAGGAAGUAGCCAAGGUUUCAGCGGGCGAAUUGGCAACCGAAGUGAUAACAAAACUUUUGAAACCAUUCAUGUUCUACGUUGCAUCACAGAGUGAUUACAAACUCAUUCAGUUUGUGGUUCGUUCGGUUUUCAAUCAUCUUCUGUUUCAAAGUGAAAGUGGUCGCGAAUACAAAGAAAAAUUCGAUGCAUGGAAAUCGAUGAAUUUCCCGGGAAAAACGAUCAACGAUUUGGUUCGUGAGGAAUUGGACGAAAAUGGCGAAGACGAAAAUGGUGUAGAGGAAAAUGGCGAAGAAGACGGUGAUGACGAUAUCGAUGAACAAAUCCAAGAAACCGGUGCACUAGAUCCUCGAGCUGGCCGAGUCGAUGUUGUAAUGCAUGAGAUCAAAUUUGAUCCGCUUGAAAUUGUUGGCCACCUUGAAGAGUUAAAAUACAAAAAAUUCACGCGUGUACGAAAUCGUAAAUGCAUCGAUCGCAUUGUAACAACGUACCGAAAAUUCGCUGGCGGUGUAUUUCCAAUCGGUAUUCAAAAAUUAAAAGUCAACAGAGAUGAGUUGGAGCUUCCAGAUGUUGAUGAAAAGGCCGAAGAACUAGCUGAAUUUGAAAAUGAAUUAUACGGCAAACAACGUGAAUUGAAACAAUUGAAUAAGCGAAAACGAAAGAAGAUCGUUUCGGAUGCGGAUUUAUUCAAUGAAUUUCAAUUAAAAUCGAAUAAAGUGGCGAAAAUUAAGCACGAGGCCAAUGUAUGGAAAGAAGAAGAUAUGAGUGUUGAGAAUUCGGUAUGUACACCGGCAAAGAAAGCGAAAAAAGCGAAAAAAGCGAAAAAGAAUGAAUUGAAAGAAUCCAAUGACAAUAUCGCUGAGACGCCAAAAAAAUUAAAAAAACAUAAGAUUUCAGACUGGGAAAAGCCAUUGGAGAACGGUGAAGUGGAAUAUUUCAUUCCAUCGAAAAAACAACAAUUGAAUGGUGUUCCACGAGUGACAAAAACUGUUGACACGACUACAGCACAUGUAAUCACACCAGCCGGUAAUGAUAAAUCGAAAGUUAAUGGCACCGAAGAAAAUGUAACGCCGAAAAAAUCAUCGCAUUUAAAAGUGAAAAAAUCAAAACCAAACAAUGAAACAACACCAAUUGUCGCCAAUGUUAUUUCAACCGAAAUGACACCGGAAUCAAUCAAAUCACCGAAAACAUUGAAAUCAACGGAAAAAAAGGUAAAAUCCACUUCGAAGUUAGCACAAUCAAAAACCUCGACUCCAAAUAUUUUUGUAGACAAAGCCGCCGGCACGCCAUCAUCCGAAAAAAGGGUCAAAAUCGCAUUAAAAAUGAAUAAAUCACAAGAGGUUAUCGAAUACAUACGACAACUUAAACAAUCGCCGUAUCCAUAUGAUUCGGCUAAAAAACCUUCGAAAGGUGUUUUAAAACCGAACUUAGCGCCAAGCCCAAUUAAUCCAUUUUAUAAACGAUUAAUUGGCUUAGAAUAGUUAUAAAAUUCAUUAAAUUUAUGUAAUUCACCGAAACAAAAAUGAAAUAUUCAAUAAAUUUUAUUACAACGAUGAGAAGACAAAAAUAAAUCAAA
This is a messenger RNA of Contarinia nasturtii (swede midge), 2259 nucleotides long. RefSeq names its product ribosomal RNA processing protein 1 homolog (gene Nnp-1). Gene Ontology annotation, cellular component: preribosome, large subunit precursor; preribosome, small subunit precursor; nucleus. The transcript is spliced from 4 exons. The coding region runs from base 125 to 2164 and encodes 679 amino acids. The record is from RefSeq and is a predicted model, not a curated record. NCBI's taxonomy places the organism in Eukaryota, Metazoa, Arthropoda, Insecta, Diptera, Cecidomyiidae. Gene Ontology annotation, biological process: rRNA processing.